Molecule: messenger RNA, 3854 nt
Organism: Acanthopagrus latus (yellowfin seabream)
Lineage: Eukaryota; Metazoa; Chordata; Actinopteri; Spariformes; Sparidae
Exons: 24
Coding region: 16-3801 (1261 amino acids)
Source: RefSeq, a predicted model, not a curated record
GCACAUCUUGUACCCAUGUGUCAUCCCACAAGUCUGCACGUCUCAUCGGUGUCAGCCGCACACUCACAGCUUUUUGCAACGGGGUCAGGUUUGCAAUCUUGUGAAGAUGUUUGUAUGGCAGGUAAAUGUACACAGUAUGUGUCUGUGUGUAUCCAGGUGAAGGAGCUGUACCAGGGAGUGCUUGGGAAACUGCAGCUACUCCACCCACGCUUGAUCACUGAGGAGAGGAUGGGGGAGAGUUAUGAGAGGAUGAGGAGGGAGGUGGAGAGGGAGGUGGUGCGGCGAAAGACUUUGGCAUCACAGCUGAGGACUCUGCUGGGCAGUCAGCUGGAGGUACUGAGGCGAGAGCAGCGGGCCCAGCAGGGGGUCCACAGCGUGUUGACAGCUCAGCUCAGAGAGUGCACCAGAGUAUUGUCCAAAGUUUAUAACAGCAACCAGCCAUCCUGUGAACUACACCAGCAAAGUUUGAUCCAGAGGCUGACGUCCCUGGUGGAUGAGAUGGGAGAGCUGGUGUCAGCAGAGUGCCAGCGUCAGGGAGCCUGGGGGUUGUUGGGGGAGGGUACAGGGGCCAAGCUGCUCUGCCCUGAAACUGGAACUGUGCUGACCAAGGACCACAUCUUUGGUCCUGAUGGGUCCCUGCGUGUCUGCCAGGCAGUUCGUUGUGAUUCAGUCACAGGUCUCAUAAGGCCGUGUGCUCACAGCCAUAUGCUGCUGAGCAGCGGCCACACGAUGGCAGUGCCACCAGAUUUCUUCCUCCACCCACAGACUGGCAGAGCUCUGCCUAUAGCUGGCAAUGUGGGUUAUGACCCUGUGAGCUCUACUUUAGUGAUCGCAGCUGACUUAUGUACAGUAGACAACAGGAAGUGGGACAGUCCCCUCCUUCCUUUCAUUCCUUACCCAACGUCCCGCCACUCAGACCAGCCUCUGCCUAGCAGUCGGCUCAGAGGCCUCAAACCAGGCCAGAGACUGCAGCUGGGUGUCCCCAUGGCGGACCCAGACACUGGGGUCCCAGUGCCUAUUCUGGGUGUAACCAUCCACCCUCAAACCGGACUAGUCUACCCACUGGGAGGGGUGCAUGUUUGUCCCCUCACCCGCCUACCACAGCCCAUACAGAUUGGCUAUCCAAUGCUAGAUUCCAGGACGGGAAAUGUUGUGCUCACUGUCGGGGUCGGUCUAGAUCCAGUGACAGGAGCCGUGCUGCCGGUAGGUGGAGUUCUGCUGGCCGAGUCCAUCAUUGAGCCUCUGAGUGGGCGAAUGGUGAGAAUGGGAGGGGCAAACCUACGGGCCGGGCAACUGCUGCCUCAUGCAGGAGGAUACCAGGCUCUCCUAGACUGCAAGGUUCUUGUAGUGAUGUUCAGAGUACUGGAGCUCCUGAAGCCACUGACUGAGGAGUGGGGGUCGGACCAAACGUUGCAGCGCCACCAGGGCAGCGAGAGAGGGAGUGGUCGACAAGACCAUCUCCUCUCUGCAGCCAAGGAGCUCCAGCAGGCCUGGGGACGGAGCCUGCACUGCCAGCUGCAGCUGCAGACCCGGCUUGAGACCCUUCUGGAGUGGGCCGUCGCUCUCCAGCAGGAUGGGGGGACUCUAGGAGAGAUGCCUCUCCCAGGUUCAGAUAUGUGUCUUCCUGCUCUGCUGGGGAUGGAGUACCCGGACCCUAUGGGAUCUGGUUUAAGUGUGCCUGUGCUGGGGUGUCAGACUGACCUCGUCUCUGGGAUUAUAAUUCCAUUGGCAGGGACCAUGGAGGACCCUGAAGGAAAAGGGCUAGUGGCCAUUCGUUAUGGAUCUCAGACUGUUGACCCAGUGACAGGAGUGUUGGCUCCAGUGGUCGGAGCCAGGCUGGAUGUGUCCAGAAACAACGUGGUACCUGUCACAGCUUCCUACUGGCUAACAGUGGCGGAUCAGACUGACAGUGUGCAGGUGGAGGCACUGCAGAGAGAGGUGUGCGUGCGAAAUACUCACUGGCAGCAGCAGAGGCAACGGGAGGAAGAUAUUCUGUCUGAUCUGGACUCUGCAUUAUUCCACUGCCUCUUCAGAGUCGCAGAGGCAAACUCUCCUCAGGUCCACUGGUCAGGGAGGCAGCUGAGGGAAGCAGCCGUGGAGCUACAGGAUGCAGCUCAGGCCGAAGCCCAGCGAAGAGCGGCUCAGCACUCCCACUUGGCUCUGAUCCUGCCUCCACAUGUGUUGCACAUCCUCACACUGGGUGAUGGGGAGGAGUGGGAUCAGCAGUGUGUUUGGCACGCAGAGCUCGUGUCGGGCCUUGAUAAGGUGGACGUGUGUGUGGAGCAGCUGCAGCAAGACCAAGAAAAAUGGAUAUCACAGGGAAGAGACUGGACUGCUCCGCUCCAAGCAAUGGACGUAGAGCUGAGGCAGAGAGAGUUGUGGGAGCAGUGUUGCUGCCGACAGACGGAGUUGGAGGCUACUCUAAACUCUCUGCACUUUGUUAGACAACUUUCUCAGCUCCGCGCCGACACGGCUCAGGCCAUGCUGUGUGGGAACUUUUGGUACAAGGAAUACGGUCUGGUUCAGUGCAGCGUGCACAGGCCGACUGUGAAGGUCAUGGGUUUGCUCCAGCAGAUUGCUUUGCCUCUGCUGGAGAGACUGAACCAGGUCCUGGAAGAUAAACAGCCUGUCAGCUUCUCCCCCAACACCUGCAAUCAGCACAUUUCUGGUUUGUCAACAAAGCAUGCAUCUGGGUUGGACAUGGCCUCGAUAGUCUGGACAAGCUCUGUGCCUGCGGUGAAAGGAAUCUCAACCCAGUCUUUGAGGGAGCCUGCCAAUUUAGCUCACUCCCAGGAAACAGGUCUGCAGGCCAGCUCAGCGCCUACACACAACUCCCAAAGACACGCAGCGUCCUCUGGCAUUCACUCCCAGGAGAGCCAGCCGAGGAAAGAGCCCACCCAACCUACACAUGUCUCUGUCCCCACAAUCCCAGAAGAUGAGUGGAACAAGCUGCUGGAGAUCUCUCCUCUGUUCCAGCUGUUGAAGGGAGUGCAGCUGCAGCUGAAGGGCUGGGCCUGUGGGGCCAGGCUUCUCAGAGGAGACCUCACUGACAGAGGCAAGAGUUUCAUGGAUGUCCUUGAUGCCCAGUGGGAGUGUGAGGGAGAGCUAGUCCCUUUGGACCUGUCAGUACUUAACGCCAGAGAGUUCCUGGUCUACCAGCACGGAUUAUUCCUGAUGCACACGUUAGAUCAUCUAAAACUGACUCCUGUCAUUUCCCUUCAGAUAGCAGCUAGUCUUCCAAACAACAACUACACCAACAAUGCCUUCAGAAAUUCCUUCUUUUAUCAGGAGGCAGAGGAGACCCUCUUUGUCCGUCGCCAGAGGCUCCAGUCAGUUGGAGGCUUCUCUCUGCUGCUGCUCCACUGUCUGUCCCAUGUCAAGAUUAAAGACAUGAGCUCUGACUCAAGUCCUGCCUUCCAGAGGCUUUUCUUCAAGAUACUGCAGGAAUGUCUAGGAGAGCUGUUUCAGGCCAGGUUGGGCAGACCCCCUUCUGGACAGGAAGCCAAUUUGUGUGUGUUGUUUCCGGACCAAGGCGAUUUAAAGGGGACUCUGUCGGACUCUCAUGCUGCCUCCCUGCUUUACAGGCUUCACAAACCAAAUAGAGGAUUGCUAUCUGAAGAUGAAGUAAAGAAACUUCAGAAGAGGCACAGAGAGACGUCUCUGUUCUAUCAGCUCGAAGGACUUUUGAGAGAGAAGAGCUCUGAGGCCACAGAGGGAGGCAAAGGAAACAAGAUUGGAGAAUUCCAGGAAGAUGAUGGAAGAGGGCGCCAAGGACAGGAGAGUAAAGAUGACUGCAAGUGAUGCAAGUGAUGAAGUCAACUGGUGUGUGGUUCUCUCUUCCUUAAAGAUGUCAU